CCGCGCUACAUUAUUGGCCCAAAGGGCGUGUGCUUGUACAAAAUGGAGGUCGUCGAUGAAUUCAAAGAAGAGUUACACGGACUGUAUAAUUCGAAGCUUCCAGUUUCAAGAGCUAAAAUUGGUGCUGUCACUAAAUUAGCAAUGAAAGCAAUUAAACAUUAUAAACAUGUAGUUAUGAUAGUAGAAAAAUUCAUAUCAAAGUCCUCAGCUCCCUACAAGCUCCCGGCACUCUAUGUCAUAGAUUCUAUAGUCCGUCAGUCCAGACACCAGUUUAACGAGACUAAGGAGGUCUAUGGUCCAAGGUUUGGUAAGAGACUGGACAAGAUAAUGCCACUCAUUCAUCAGUGUACUGAAGAUGACAAGCCAAAAGUAACCCGUGUCCUUAACCUGUGGCAGAAGAACAGUGUCUUUCCUCCUGAAGUCCUCCAGCCGUUACUUGAUAAAGCCCAACCCCCUCCAGCCUCCAGUCCUCAGGAACAACCCAGCUCUACCCAGCCAGUCCUAGCUGAUGGAGGAGCAGACAAAAAAGAAAAUAAAAUAAAAACCGACUCUGCUACUAAUAAUAAUAUUUCUGUGCAACCACAGGAUAAAAUAGAUGAUGUACUUCGUGAGCAACAGGAUCAGUUACAGAACUUGUUGAAUUCUGCUAGUACUGGGUCUGAGCAGUCUGGGAUGUUAGUGGCCCUCAUUGAUAAGGCAAAGCAGCUUCAGGACUUACAGUCGCUGCAGCAGGAAGUUAUGAAGGGGUCUGGAGAUAUUGGGGGCCGGGGAGGGGGUGAUAAGGGAACUGGAGAGAAGAGUAAGAUGAGUCAGCAAUCCGUGGUGGCUAAUGAGUUUAGUAAGGCAUUGCUUGAUAAUUUUGAUUACAGCAGUGAUGAAGAUACUGACACUAAACUACCAGCACCUGCUUCGAUAUCCAACGACAACAAUGAUGCUUAUGCCAUUAUUGACCAGCUGGAGGAGCAAUUCAAACGAGAGAUGGAACAAGGGUUAAACAUCAAACCACCACGAGUCUCAAGAUUCCAUCAACCCUCUCCGCCCCCUCAAUCUCUCCCGCCCCCUCAAUCCCUCCCGCCCACACAACUAAUUAAUCCGUUAUCUACCACAAACACUACAUCACUUCCUUCCCCUCCUCCUCCUCCCCCUCCCCCUCCUCCUUCCUCCUCUCAUGAUUUUGAUUGGUUGGCUCCUGACGUUCAUCACUCUCCCUCACUCCGUCCUCCCCCUCACCUUCCUCCUCCUCCUCUCCCUCCCUCUCACUUUCCUCCGGUUCCUCCUCCUCACAUGCCACACCUCCCACCAUCUUAUCAUCAUCUCCCUCCUCCUCCCCCAAGAAUGCAACAAAAUUGGAGAGAAGACAAAGAUUGGGCUCCUCCAUCCUACCACCCCCCACUGCCCUCCAUUCCUCAUCAUUAUUCACGGUCUCCGCCCACCAGACGAGGCCACGCCCCCAGCCCACCUUCAGACAGACCCUACCACAGAGAGAGAAGUCCAAUACGUCAUUAUGACCGUGGGCGGAGAUUGGACCAGUCUCGUUACCAUGAUGACGAGAGGGACCGUGACCGUUCCCAUGACAACGAUUAUCAUUAUCGGGAAAGGGAGGGACGGCAGAGGGAACGGGACUCUCGUUACCACGAUGAUGAUAGGGACUACCCCUCUCGUGAUAGGUCACAUAGAAGCCGUCGCUCCUCAUCUUCGACUAAAGCCGGCUAUGUAACAGUUAAGAGUAAGACUGUGUGGAUCGGUCAUAUCAUGAAAGGAGUAGAUAAAGACCAGCUGUCAAAAAUGUUAGAAAAAUACGGAGCAAUAACUUCAAUUGAUUUUAUUGUUGCUCGUGGGUGUGCCUAUGUUGUCAUGGAAACUCGUGAGGCUGCGGCUAAAGUAGUAGAUCAACUGAGAGACAUAAAAGUCCUCGGACAGAAAUGCAAAGUUGCUUGGGCCCCAGGACGUGGUGCAAAAGGGAAAGAGUUUGAUCCGAGUUGGGAUGUGAACACUGGUAUCAGUAACAUAUCAUGGGACAAUGUGAAGACAAAGUCACAAGUGGAAGGACUGGGUAAUGGAGGCGUGGUUGAUACUAGUACACUCCCACCUCAGCUACGGGAAGAAGAAAUAGCUGAAGUGGAAAUGGAGAGUUGAGAACAUCAAUUACAAUGUAUGAUAAUAAUAAUAAUAAUAAUAAUAAUAGUAAUGUAUUUUAAUUGUUUUUUCUACUUUUCCAAGUUUGCAAUAGUUUCAUACUAAAAUAA
Molecule: messenger RNA, 2246 nt
Organism: Amphimedon queenslandica
Lineage: Eukaryota; Metazoa; Porifera; Demospongiae; Haplosclerida; Niphatidae
Product: protein SCAF8-like
Exons: 11
Coding region: 43-2136 (697 amino acids)
Cellular component (GO): nucleus
Molecular function (GO): RNA binding
Source: RefSeq, a predicted model, not a curated record